This is a messenger RNA of Thyridium curvatum, 2163 nucleotides long. RefSeq lists its product as uncharacterized. The record is from RefSeq and is a predicted model, not a curated record. Gene Ontology annotation, molecular function: transmembrane transporter activity. Lineage: Eukaryota; Fungi; Ascomycota; Sordariomycetes; Thyridiales; Thyridiaceae. Bases 1 to 2163 code for a protein of 720 amino acids. Gene Ontology annotation, biological process: transmembrane transport. The transcript is spliced from 2 exons.
AUGAAUAGAAGCAGGCCAGGCACGCCUGGCACCCCAGGGUCCAAUAUCGGACCCAUGGGUGAGCGCCUCCAGCCCGAUUACUUCCAGCGCAACAAAGCUGGCACUCCUACACCCGCCACACCGCAGGCCGAGCACACCGAGCAGCCCGCCAGCGGCGCCACCACCUCCGGCACGACCAGCGGAACCGAUUCCGGCCGCGCGACACCGGCGCCGCAGCAGCCGCAGGCCCUCGGCGAGAAGUGGGCGCCCGGCCGCUCUCAGCGCCCAGACGGCAAGGUCGAGCUGACCGAGGCGGACGCCUGGGAGGAGCUGGGGUACUGCUUCCCGACGUGGAAGAAGUGGACCAUCCUGACGGUCAUCUUCGUGGUGCAGACGUCGAUGAACUUCAACACGUCGCUCUACUCCAACGGCCUGGCCGGCAUCUCGGAGAAGUUCCACGUCAGCGAGCAGGCGGCGCGAGUGGGCGCUGCCAUCUUUCUGAUCACGUAUGCUUUUGGCUGUGAGCUUUGGGCGCCGUGGUCUGAGGAGUUCGGUCGCAAGCCGAUCCUCCAAGCGUCGCUCUUCCUCGUCAACAUCUUCACUCUCCCAGUUGCGCUCGCGCCAAACUUUGGCUGCCUUCUGGCCGGCCGUGCACUCGGCGGUCUCUCCUCGGCUGGCGGUAGUGUAACUCUGGGAAUGAUUGCCGACAUCUUCGAGGCCGACAACCAGCAGUAUGCUGUCGCUUACAUUGUUUUCUCGUCUGUCGGCGGUUCCAUCCUGGGCCCCAUCAUUGGCGGCUUCGUCGAGCAGUACCUCGCCUGGGAGUGGGCGAUCUGGAUCCAGCUUAUCUUCGGCGGCUUCGUUCAGAUCCUGCACCUGAUCCUCGUCCCCGAGACCCGCACCACCAUCCUGCUCGACCGCAUCGCCAAGAAGCGCCGCAAGGCCGACCCCAACUGCAACCUGUACGGCCCCAACGAGCUCGAGCCCUUCCGGGAGCGCUUCACCUUCAAGGAGCUCAUCUGGACCUGGAUCCGGCCCUUCCGCAUGUUCCUCACCGAGCCCAUCGUGCUCACCCUCUCCCUCCUGUCGGGCUUCUCCGACGCCCUGAUCUUCAUGCAGAUCCAGUCCUUCGCCCUCGUCUACAAGCAGUGGAACUUCACCGCCGUGCAGACGGGCCUGGCCUUCAUCCCCAUCGGCGUCGGCUACGUCCUCGCCUGGCUCUCCUUCGUGCCCGCCAUCGCGCGCAACAAGGCCCAGCGCCGCGCCAAGCCCCAGAGCGAGCACGCCCAGUACGAGUCGCGCCUCUGGUGGCUGCUCUUCACGGCGCCCUGCCUGCCCAUCGGCCUCAUCAUCUUCGCCUGGACCAGCGGCGGGCCGCCCGUCCACUGGAUGGGCACCAUGGUCGGCUCCGCCGUCAUCGGCAUCGCCAACUACUCCAUCUACAUGGCCACCAUCGACUACAUGAUCUGCGCCUACGGGCCCUACUCGGCCUCGGCCACGGGUGGCAACGGCUGGUCCCGCGACUUCCUCGCCGGCGUGCUCACCGUGCCCGCCACGCCCUUCUACUCCAACAUCGGCGGCCGGAAGCACCUCGAGUACGCCAGCACCAUCCUCUUCUGCAUCUCGGUGCUCCUCGUCGUCUUUGUCUACGUCAUCUACUGGAAGGGCCCCGCGCUGCGCGAGCGGUCCCCCUUCGCCCAGAGCCUGGCCAGCGCGGCCAAGGAGGCCGAGGCCUCCGCGCCGCCGGGGACGCCAGUCGGGGCGCAUGGACGGCGUAUCUCGCGCCUGCCCAGCGCUCAGAUCGGAUAUGCUGGGUUCCAAGAGCGCAGGAGGAGCUCGGCGGCGGCCAGAAGCAGCGCGGCAAAUAGUCGCCGCAGCAGUACUGUCGGCGGUGGCAGCCGUAGGAGCAGUGUUGUCACGCCCGGUGCAUCGAGACCCGGACUUGCGGGGCGGAGGACGGGAAGCUAUGGGUUCAGUGGUGUGGCAGCAUCCGAGAGAAACAAGUCGAGUGCUGGAGGCUCUAUUUCACCUGGAGGUGCUGCAGGUUCGCAGUCGGAGGUUCCUGUUGACACCACGAGGCACAGGAUGCAUCAGGCUGAGCUGAGAGAGUGGCAGCAGGAUAUGAGCAGGAGGAACAGUUUGAUUCGGGAGGUUACUGUUGAGUCGGAAAAGGGUAGGAUGUAA